AUGGGCCAAAUAAGUGAGGCACACGGGCUUGAGGUGAUUGCAGAGGAGUCCAUAUUAUGUCUCCAGAAAGCCCUGACGCACCUUCGGGAAAUAUGGGAACUGAUUGGGAUUCCCGAGGACCAGCGGCUACAAAGGACUCAGGUUGUGCACAAGCAUAUCAAGGACCUCCUGGAUAUGAUGAUUGCUGAAGAGGAAAGCCUGAAGGAAAGGCUCAUUAAAAGCAUAGGCAACUGUCAAAAAGAGUUGGCUGUCUUGUGCAGCGAGUUGCGUGUUGAGCCAUUUCAGGAGGAAGGAGAGCCGACCAUCUUGCAGCUGGAAAAGGACUUGCGCACUCAGGUGGAGCUGAUGCGCAAACAGAAAAAGGAGAGGAAACGUGAACUGAAACUCCUUACGGAACAGGAUCAAGAGCUGUGUGAAGUCCUUUGCGUGCCGCACUAUGACAUCGACAGCGACUCUGUUCCCAGCCUGGAAGAGCUGAACCAGUUCAGAAAACAUUUGGCAACUUUGCGGGAAACAAAGGCCUCUCGGCGUGAGGAGUUUGUCAGCAUAAAAAGACAGAUCAUACUGUGCAUGGAAGAAUUAGAUCACACCCCAGACACGAGCUUCGAGCGAGAUGUGGUGUGUGAAGAUGAAGAGGCCUUUUGUUUAUCUUUGGAAAAUAUUGCCGCACUACAGAAGUUGCUACAGCAGCUGGAAAUGCGGAAGUCACAAAACGAAGCCGUGUGCGAGGGGCUGCGUGCUCAGAUCCGGGAGCUCUGGGACAGGCUGCAAAUCCCAGAAGAAGAGCGAGAAGCUGUGGCCAUGGUUAUGACUGGGUCGAAGGCCAAAGUUAAGAAAGCGCUGCAAUUAGAAGUGGAUCGCUUGGAGGAACUGAAAAUGCAAAACAUGAAGAGAGUGAUUGAGGCGAUACGAGUGGAGCUGGCUAAGUACUGGGACCAGUGUUUCUACAGCCAGGAGCAGAGACAGGCUUUUGCUGCUUACUAUGAUGAGGACUACACGGAAAGUCUGCUCCAGGCCCAUGACGCCGAGGUGGUGCGGUUAAGAAACUACUAUGAGGUCCACAAAGAGCUCUUCGACGGCGUGCAGAAGUGGGAGGAGAGCUGGAGGCUUUUCCUAGAGUUUGAGGUUCCGGUUGGCUCUCGAGCUCCCACCACAGCCCUUCGGGUGCCAUCAUGUUCCCGGAAUGAGCAAUCUCUCUCUCUUCCUCAGCUGAACACUACCACCAUGUCCAAUGCCACGGCCAACAGUAGCAUUCGGCCUGCCUUUGGGGGGACAGUCUACCGCUCCCCCGUGUCUCGACUUCCACCUUCUGGCAGCAAGCCAAUCCUCACGUCCACCUGUUCAGGGAAGAAAAACCCCCGAGCUGCUCGGCACGGAGCCGACAAGGAGAACCUGGAGCUCAAUGGCAGCUUGCUGAGCGGUGGGUACCCCAGCUCGGCCCCCCUCCAGCGCAACUUCAGCAUUAACUCUGUUGCCAGCACCUACUCUGAGUUUGCGAAGGAUCCGUCCCUCUCUGACAGCUCCACUGUUGGGCUUCAGCGAGAACUUUCAAAGGCCUCCAAAUCUGAUGCUACUUCCCGAAUCCUCAAUUCAACCAACAUUCUUCCCUAAGAAGCCCUGAUCAGUCAGCUAGCUGUGGCUUCCUGGCCUACACUGGACCCAGUUACACAGGGUGGCUGUCCUUUCUCCCAGUGUAGGUGUGCUUGAAACCCCGGGCAGGCUCAUUCCCAUGGCCUGGCUACAGACGAAAGCCCAUCACAGGCCUACUGGGUCCUUAGACACUUUGUUGGGAGAUCUAGAACUUUGCACAUGUCAGUCCUGGGGCAUAGUUCCCGCUGCACGGUCCUCAGUGGGGCCCCGUCCUUAGCUACUCUACUGGUCACUACGAUUCUCCCAAAAGCACUAUUAUUUAUUCCUGCUCCACCCGCGCAGUCCUGCUGUCAGAGCACUAAAUGGUUCUAAGGCUUCCAGUGUGGCUCGGGCUGCACGUGGGAGCCCUGCUGUUUUAGUCUGUGUAUACUUGUCCUGUUGUAAAAUAUAUAUUGUUAACAAUAAAUAAAAUGUGUUGUUAGAUUACAAAAACAAUAGAUUGUGUUUUCAAAAUUUCCCAAAUAAGGUUUUAGUUGCUUUGGUCUGUGGAAAGCAGGCUUCUACUUAGAAAUUUUUUUUUUUGUAAUACAUAUUGUUUUGUGCAUGUGUAAAUGAAGAA
Molecule: messenger RNA, 2209 nt
Organism: Myotis davidii
Lineage: Eukaryota; Metazoa; Chordata; Mammalia; Chiroptera; Vespertilionidae
Gene: PRC1
Product: protein regulator of cytokinesis 1
Exons: 13
Coding region: 1-1611 (536 amino acids)
Biological process (GO): microtubule cytoskeleton organization; mitotic spindle midzone assembly
Cellular component (GO): spindle; cytoplasm; mitotic spindle midzone
Molecular function (GO): microtubule binding
Source: RefSeq, a predicted model, not a curated record